Cylicocyclus nassatus is the source of this 804-nucleotide messenger RNA. Lineage: Eukaryota; Metazoa; Nematoda; Chromadorea; Rhabditida; Strongylidae. The record is from the annotation of a GenBank genome assembly.
AUGCGAUGUGGACGCGAGGGCAAACUUGGCCUUGUUGCAGCUGAAACAAACUGUAUCUACAAACGUUACAGAAAGAUGGGCGAUGACUGGGUUGUUACUAUAGAGCCAACUUCAGAUGCACCAGCUCCUUUAGAACUUCCUGAGCCGAGGUUAUUCAAUAAAUGGAGUCUGCAGGAUGUUGAUGUCUCUGAUAUUUCACUUGUUGACUAUAUCGGAGUAAAAGAGAAACAUUCUAAAUAUCUUCCGCAUACAGCUGGACGAUAUCAAAGUGUACGUUUCCGUAAAGCUGGGUGCCCCAUUGUUGAACGCUUAUGCAACUCAAUGAUGAUGCAUGGGCGAAAUAAUGGUAAAAAACUGAUGGCAGUUCGCAUUGUGAAGCAUGCUUUUGAAAUCAUACAUCUUCUUAGUGGUGAGAAUCCUGUUCAAGUUCUGGUGAAUGCCAUUAUUAAUAGUGGACCACGUGAAGAUUCUACGCGGAUUGGACGAGCGGGUACAGUUCGACGCCAGGCUGUUGAUGUGUCUCCGUUGCGCCGAGUCAAUCAGGCUAUCUGGCUGAUUUGCACUGGAGCACGUGAAGCCGCAUUUCGCAAUAUAAAAACUAUUGCUGAAUGUCUAGCUGAUGAGAUUAUGAAUGCUGCAAAAGGCUCAUCGAACAGCUAUGCGAUUAAGAAGAAAGACGAAUUGGAACGUGUUGCCAAGUCAAAUCGCUGAGUACGACUCUUCAAAUUAUGGUGCUGAAUAUAACAUGUCCUGUUGUUUCUUCUGUCAAGGUGUUGAUGACUUAAUAAAGUUGUUGUUAAGAUU